UGGUGCUGUAGAAGCUAUGUCUGAUAGACAUUGUAUCCACAGCAAUGGAAAAAAUAUAAUUGAACUUUCUGCUGAAGACCUUUUGUCUUGUUGUAGUUCAUGUGGAAUGGGGUGCAACGGUGGAUUUCCUGGAUCAGCUUGGGAAUACUGGGUUGAGAAAGGUAUUGUAACCGGAGGCUUAUACAACUCCCACAAAGGUUGUCAGCCAUAUGUUAUUCCUUCUUGCGAGCACCAUACUUCUGGAAAGCUUCCUCCUUGUGGUGACAUUGUUGACACUCCCAAAUGUGUGCACAUGUGUGAAAAAGGGUACAACGUUAGCUAUAGUAAAGACAAACAUUUUGGCAAGCAAUCUUAUUCCAUCGAUAGUGAUGAAGAACAAAUCCGAACUGAACUUGUUAAAAAUGGACCCGUUGAAGCAGCUUUUACCGUCUAUGGAGAUUUUGUGAAUUAUAAAAGUGGCGUAUAUCAACACCACAGUGGCGAAGAAUUGGGAGGUCAUGCUAUUCGAAUUUUAGGAUAUGGUACUGAAAAAGGAACUCCUUAUUGGUUGGUUGCAAAUUCCUGGAAUGAAGAUUGGGGUGACAAGGGAUAUUUCAAAAUCCUGAGAGGUCAAGAUGAAUGUGGUAUUGAGAGCUCUAUUGUUGCUGGUUUGCCAAAACAAUGAACAUUUUUGUAUUUUUAACUCAUUUUCAGUUAUACUUUCCAUUGUUGGUUGUAAUUAGUAAAAAGCCAAAAGUUUUUUCAUGACACUUAAUGUAACAUUUCACUUUAUGUAAUUUUAUAUUAAUUUUGUUAUUUUUCAAUAAAAAUGUGUUAUUGUCUUGAAA
Messenger RNA from Uloborus diversus, 827 nucleotides. Its product is annotated as cathepsin B-like. Lineage: Eukaryota; Metazoa; Arthropoda; Arachnida; Araneae; Uloboridae. The record is from RefSeq and is a predicted model, not a curated record. Gene Ontology annotation, molecular function: cysteine-type endopeptidase activity. Gene Ontology annotation, cellular component: lysosome. The transcript has 5 exons. Bases 17 to 664 code for a protein of 215 amino acids.